Messenger RNA from Arachis duranensis, 1533 nucleotides. RefSeq lists its product as uncharacterized. The record is from RefSeq and is a predicted model, not a curated record. The coding region runs from base 110 to 670 and encodes 186 amino acids. Lineage: Eukaryota; Viridiplantae; Streptophyta; Magnoliopsida; Fabales; Fabaceae. The transcript is spliced from 2 exons.
UACGUUAGGACAAAUUUUCAGCAGCUAUAAACGGAUAUGAAACCCAUUAUAUUCUUCACAACAAGUUCACUACUUCUCUUACACCUUAUUCUUUCGCAAAUUAGCCAUAAUGUCUUGUAGUAGCGGAUAUUUGGUUGUAUGUGUGUAUUCCAAUUGCCUUAUAAGAAAUGGUGAUAAUGAGGUCGUGUUUGAGUGUGAGAAUCUCGUGUUGUUGCGCACACAGCGAGUUGCCUCGUUGUCGAAGCUGAAGAGUCUGAUAUUGAGAAACGUCGCUGAUAGUGGGAGAAAAGAGGUUGAACGGGUAGUGUAUAGGCUACUAGUACCGAUGGAAAAUAGAAUUUUUCGAUUUCGUCUGUUUUGGCUGUAUGACGACGAGCAUGUGCGGCUGAUGUUUGACAUCCAUGAUAGAAUCAUGGCCGAACAAGUGAUUGAGCUCUCCGCAGAGGUUGGUGAUGUUGGUAGUAGUGGAUCUGGACAAUCGGAUUUUGUGCAGGAUGAUUCCCCUCUCACAUCAUCGCCCAUCCAUGUUGCUAGUCCGUUGGAUGGCAUGGAUAUUGACGGUGAUGGAUCUCACAAGGAUUAUAUUGCGGAUAGUAACGACAUCAAUUCGUCACAAGAUGAUGACGAGGAGGAGUUUGUGUUCGAGACUCCGGUGGAGCCAUCACACUAGUAUCUUUUGCCGGCCCCACACCCAAUUUCAGCGUUGUCGUCUGUGCCAAGUCAUUAUCAUACGUUGGACAUGGAUGUAGUGCAAGAGAAAAAUUAAUUUUCCAACACGUGUGAAGACGAUUACAAGUUAGAUGGGAGUCUGGAGUUCAGGGUGGGUCAUAAAUUCAAAAGCAGAGAUGCAGUACUGAGGGGGUGAAGAAUUACAGCAUCCGUCGAAAUGCAGAGUACCGAGUACUGGAGUUUGAUCGAUUAAAGUACCAUGUGCGUUGCCGACAACACGAAGCAAGCUGCCAUUGGAGUCUCCGCGUCGAUUUCCGACAGAAUCUCGGAUAUUGGGAGGUUUGUAGGGUGGGAGGCGCGCACACGUGUCUAGCUCCCACCGACAAUUGGACAAUACUCUCAUCUGUCGUGUCAUCCUCUCGUUGAUGCAAUCUAACCCGUCCGUGAGGAUAGAUAAAGCUAUCACUUCAAAUCAUCGUACAGAAAGGUGUGAAUGACGAAGUAGAAGGCAAUUGCUCAGAUAUACAGUGAUUGGGAGAAGUCAUACAACAAGAUGCCGAUGUUCCUAUAGGCACUACAGAAUUGUUGUCAACAGUAUGUGAUAUCAGUGUUGUUCCAUACUAUGAUUGUCACCUCCUGAUACGUGAAUGCAGUAUGUUUGACAAGGUUUUUUGGACAUUUCCUACAUGUGUGAAAGCCUUCAAGCACUGCAAGUCGUUCAUAUCCGUGAAUGGCACGCAUCUAUAUAAAAAAUAUGGUAGAGUUUUAUUUAUGGGAGUAGCACAUAACAAAAAUGACAACAUACUUCCCGUUACGUUUGUAAUUAUGGAGUCCGAGAUAAUAGAAUCAUAAUCUUUUUUUCUU